AUCAGCAACUUACGCGUCGCGUCGUCGAUACUGACCGUGCUUACACCACGACCACGAUGAGCGAAGAAGUCGUACUACCCAUUCCCAAUCUUGCUGUUCCUCAGCACCUCUUUAUUCUUUCUUCGCCGUCUCUUUCCCAUCUUCAUGAGGCUUCCAAGCAUGCUCUGCUGGAAGCUAUCAAUGCCGACCAGAUGGCUCCAUACUAUGCCUCUCUUUCGCCAUCUAUAGUUCCCCAGGAUGCUGCUAUACUGGAAAAGAUGCAAGGAGAAAAUGCCAAAACGCUGACAGAACUUGAUGAGCGACUGGAGAGUGCAAAGAAGAUGGAAGGCGAAUCCGAAAUCAGUGACGCACUACGUGCUCGGGCAAAUUUCCUCACCAAGAUCGGAGAACGAGAGAAGGCUGUCGAUGCACAGAAGGUGGCGUUGGAGAAGACACCUGGGUUGGGUAGUCGGAUAGACAUUGCCCUGACAAUUGUCAGAAUCGGUUUCUUCUGGUUGGAUAGGCCGUUAAUUAUCUGGGGACUUGAAAAGGCGGAAAAAAUGGUGGAAGAGGGUGGUGACUGGGACCGACGUAACAGGUUAAAGGUCUACAAAGGUCUUCAUCUUCUCUCCAUUCGCCAAUUCAAGCGAGGCGGUGAGCUCCUUCUCGAUGCGCUGUCAACAUUUACAGCUACGGAACUUUUGAGCUACAACGAUUUCGUGGCCCUCACCGUCAUUGCCAAUACACUGACUCUCGGUCGUGUGGAUCUCAAGAAGAAGAUAAUAUCUGCUCCGGAGGUAAUACAACUACUUCCCGAACAGCCGACGCUUGGCGAUAUCGUCAAGAAUCUCUACGAAUGCCACUACGACAAGUUUUUCGUCGCCUUGGCAACCCUUGAACAAACCCAUCUGCUUCCUUCUCGCUUCCUGUCGCCUCAUACGCGUUUCUAUGUUCGCGAAAUGCGCAUUUUGGCGUACAAUCAGCUCUUGCAAAGUUACAAGAGUUUGACCCUUGAAAGCAUGGGUCAAGCAUUCGGUGUCAGGCCUGAAUUUAUUGACAACGAACUUUCUCAUUUUAUAUCGACGGGAAGGUUGAAUGCCACGAUUGACAAAGUACAUGGGGUGGUGGAAACGACGAGGAUGGGAUUCAACGACUCUAUAACGCCAACGUUGAGCUUGAAGAGCACGGCAGUUGAUGUGGUUCUUAAGCAAGGCGACUUGGUUCUAGGAGAGGCCGGUCGGCUUAGUAGGGUUCUGUGGUAGCCCGUUGUAUUCAUAACAUGCAUUCUAUGAAAUCAUACUCACGAUUUUCCGACUAGAA
Messenger RNA from Desarmillaria tabescens, 1299 nucleotides. RefSeq names its product PCI-domain-containing protein. Bases 57 to 1241 code for a protein of 394 amino acids. Gene Ontology annotation, molecular function: protein binding. Lineage: Eukaryota; Fungi; Basidiomycota; Agaricomycetes; Agaricales; Physalacriaceae. The transcript has 6 exons. The record is from RefSeq and is a predicted model, not a curated record. Gene Ontology annotation, cellular component: proteasome regulatory particle. Gene Ontology annotation, biological process: proteasome-mediated ubiquitin-dependent protein catabolic process.